AUGGGCUCCGAUGGCCCGAUGGCCCUGGACAAGGAUGCAUAUGCCAGCCUCUUAGAUGCCUCAUGGCAGAACUUCCGGCAGCAGCUAUUGGACGCCUUCCCGGAGUACGGCCUCCCCGCAUCCCCGUCACUACUCGCGGGCUCCGAGCCAGGCUCGCCCGCAAAGGAGUUCGACCCCGGCAAGGUGACCUUCACCCUGGAAGACGCCUGGCUGCCAAUGACAGAGCAGAAGAGUGACAAGAGUGACAAGAGUGAGCAGAGUGAGCAGAGUCAGUCGUCCGUCACGGAUAACGCUCACAACUCUGCCCACCUCAUCCAAUCUGGUUUGGACGGACUCGGGCCGCAGGAGGCGCGAGCGGUACGUCACCGACUGCGGCUGCGCCUAAAUGCGCUCACCGCGGACAGCAUGGUCUCUGGCCAGUGCCUGCAUGAGGCGAUUUCCGCGCUUGGUUUGACGAAGUUCUCCAUCCAGGAUAUGAACGAGUUCUUGAACCAGAUCGCGGAUUUCAUCAGCCUUACCUUCGAGGAUGCGGAAUCCGAGUCCGACGACGAUGUUGAGAGCUUCGCCACAUCUAUCAACAUGCUUUGGCUCAGGGAUGAGAGCCAAAAGCAUCACCACCGUCGCAAGCCGGUAUGGGCUUGGCCUGCCCGAGAGUCCUUCGGUAUCCGCCGCAGCAUGACGGCCCACAGCGUCUUCCCGGACCCACCGCCGGCCCCGAGGGCCACGCACAACGCAGCGCCCGCCCAGGCGAUCAUGGACAUCUUCUUGGCGAAGGAGGGCGAAGUGCACCGCCGGAUCUUCGGGCCGAAGCAUCUGAACCAGUUCCGAUCCAUCAAGGAGAUCCUACUUGCUGGGGAUACGAACCGCCUGGUGGCCGAGCUGACCUUUGUGCGGAUCAACGACUUGGCGUCUCCUCCGGAGAAGCUCCACCCGUUGAUGUACAUCGAGCCGCUGGUGGCCACGCUGAUCGUGGGCAAUGGCAUCAUGAUCGGCUUUCAGACUGACCCAGCGUACGCGAAUUGGGGGGGCUGGACGUAUCUGGAGAUCGGCUUUGCAGCCUGCCUCCUGCUGGAAAUCGGGCUGCGGAUGCACCUGCUGAGGUGCUGGGGUUAUUGGUGUGGCCCGGAGAAGUGGUGGAAUUGGUUUGACUUGCUCUUGGCCUGCACGGGCUUGUCGGACAUUUAUUUCGGGUUGUUCUUCGAGGCAACGGACUCGGUGGCUGGCACUUCGCUGCUCAGAUUUUGUCGCUUGAUCCGGCUGGUCCGCAUAGUGAAGGUCUUUCGCAUCAAGAUGCUGAAGGACCUGCGGCUCAUGGUGAAAGGCCUGGUGGCCGGGGUGAAGACUCUGAGUUUGGCAUUUGCCCUGCUUUUUGCCGUGUUGUACGUCAUCGCCGGCUUUGCAACCAUCUCCAUUGGCGUGGAUUCACGCACCCAGGCCAUCGGCCUUACAAGUUACUUUCAGAACAUCCCAGCCACGAUGUUCACGUCCUUCCGGUGCUUCAACGGGGAGUGUGUGAAUGAUGCUGGGCAGCCGAUUCCGUCGCUGCUGGCUGCCGAGUUUGGUCUCCCCUUCAUCCUGGGCUACGUGGGCAGCUACAUGUUAGUCACCAUGGGGAUUUUCAACGUGAUUUUGGGGGUGUACGUGGACAUCACCAUGCGGGCGGCCAAAGAGAACGAGGCGCAGUCAGCGGAGGCCCACAGUCGGGAGUCCAUCCGCAUCGCCCGGACCACUCGGGAGCUGCUCAAACGCUUCGCGGCGGCCUAUCACGUCUUUACAGAGCUGGAAGUGGACCCAACCUCUCCAGAAGACACGAAAGAUAGCAAGUUUUCGAAGUUGCCAUCCUCCGCGCUGCUGACAGAGGAUGACUUGAGGGACGUUGCUAUCACCAAGGAGCUGUUCCUGCUGGUUAUCCAAGACGGGCGGGUGCAGAAACUGAUGGACGAGCUGGAUCUUCCGCCGGACCGUGCGAAUCUGUUCGAGAUCAUCGAUGCAGAUAGCAGCGGCACGCUGCAGAUCGCGGAGUUGCUCCACGGUUUGCUGAAGAUUCGAGGUGAAAUCAACAAGAGUGACACCAUCGCGUCACUUCUGGCGACGAAGGCGGUGCAAAGCAUGCUCAGUGAGUUUAAAGAGGAGAGCAUGACGAUGAUGCGGUCGCUGAAUUUGGGUAUUUCCAACCGUCUCGAGAAGCUCGAGGAGCAAGGGGAGAGGAUGGAGGAAAAGUUGAUGGAGCCCGCCAGGAGCUUCGUCUCAUUUGCCAGUAGGAGGUCCUCUAUUUCGGAGAGGGCGCACUCGAAGGCAAUUGUGGAAACGACGAGCUCGAAGGGCCAGCCGCCUGCGCCGACGAGGAAGCUGCUGACACAGUUGCCCUUGAAAGACCUCCAGGCGUCGGAUGGCGCGGAGCCGGACGAGCCACCAAAGCCCAAAGAGGAUUUCCAGGAGUGGUCUAAAAGCAGGCUACGCCAGAUCCAGGAGUUGAGCCAGGAGCUGGACAAGCUUUUGUUGGAGCUGGUGGAGGCUCACGAGUGUUGUUACAGCAGCCCACGGUCUAGCAGCUCAACGAUCAUCGGUCCAAGCAGCAGGCCGCCGCGCGUGCCCAAGAUCAGCGCUUGCGUGGAGGAGACCAUGUUCCCAGUGUUCGAGCAUGCAGAGCCGCCGCCGGCGCCGCCGGCGCCGCCGGCGUCGAGGCCUGAGGUGAAACGCAAUUCCUUCAGGAAGAUGACUCCGCACCUGCCCGCAAUGAGUCUGGGGGAUAUCGAGGAGAGCUCGGAGGGCUCAGUUGCCUCGUCGCGGCGGCGCAGAGGCUCAGAGUUCUCACAGAGAACGGAGGGCAUGGAGGCUCUGAGCUCGACCAACCGUACGCCCGAGCUUGCUGGUGUUUUGUCACCCAUCGCAUCUGCACAAAUAAGCGGCGUGAAUACCAGUUCGCCAGCCACCGAGCAAGCGAGUGACCUGAGAAGUCGGGCGACUACCAAAGACAGGAUCCUUGUUCCUCCCUCACGCUUGGGGCGGCUUGUGAACAGCCAGUUCUUCGACAUCUUCUACAGCGUCGCGAUCAUCCUGAAUUGCAUGACGAUGGGUCUUCAAGCUGACAUGCUAGUGAAUGAGUAUGCGCCGGAAAGCGAGCAACUGGUCAUGAUGGCUGAGAACAUCCUCGUGGUCCUUUUCACCAUUGAGAUUUUCGCCAGAGUUUGGGUCUACGGCUGCACCGGGUACUUUGCCCUCAGGAACUGA
Molecule: messenger RNA, 3231 nt
Organism: Effrenium voratum
Lineage: Eukaryota; Dinophyceae; Suessiales; Symbiodiniaceae
Source: the annotation of a GenBank genome assembly